GCACAUUGCUUAGUUGGCGGAAAUGGCGGAAAAGUCCGUGUAAUUGGUUUUGUCCAAUAAUAACAUAUAAAUGCUGAGGUUGCGACGGUUGUGACACAUUAUAAGUUCGUGAUACGUGAAAAAAUAUAUAAAUAGACGAGAUUUUCAAUGAAAAUUUUUUUUUUUUUUUCGUAUUAAUAAAAUGGAUGAUUUUGAUGAAAUAGCGUAUAAGAAAGAAAAAGAAGAUUGGGUUACUGGUCAUAGUGGCGGUUCUACAUGGGAAAUUAAUUCCGUUUGUGGAGUUCUUUUAUCAUCAUAUAUCAUUUGGUCAGCUUUAUCAAAAUAUACAAAAUCAUUUAAUUAUACAACAAACAAUACAGGAACUUUAAUUUUAGAAUUUAUAAUUAUAGUAUUGCCAAGUGUAUUGGCUUGUACAAUAUUAUCAUCCUACACCUUUUUUAUAAAUGCACUAUUCCUUUCUUUGUCGAUUUUCGUUAAUUAUAAAUUUGCACCAAAACCAAGUAUAGAGGAACAAGAAAAAUUAAAAAAAAGGAGUAAAUGGGAAAAGGGAUCAGAUGAUGAGGAAGAAAAAGAUGGAUUAGAAGGGUUAAUUAUUAAAGAGGGACUAGAUGACGAUGAAAAUUCUAAAAUCAAGAUAGAAAGGAGUCAAAUAAAACCUUUUCUUAGUAUUUAUAGAGCCAGCAUGAUGAUUUUAACUUGCAUAUCAAUUUUAGCAGUUGAUUUUUUUGUUUUUCCGAGAAGAUUUGCAAAGGUUGAAACAUUUGGAACUUCUUUGAUGGAUUUGGGGGUCGGGUCUUUUGUAUUUUCUUCAGGUAUUGUUGCUGCGAGACCAUUCUUAAAGAAACCUGAAAAUAGAUUUAAAUCACUUAAAGGGCAAUUAUUUAAGGCUGUAAAACAAGCCUUUCCACUUUUAUUACUUGGAUUUAUAAGAUUAAUUAUGGUUAAAGGAGUCGAUUAUCAGGAACAUGUUACAGAAUAUGGAGUACAUUGGAAUUUCUUUUUUACACUUGGAUUUCUUCCCAUAUUUGUUACUCUUUGUCGUGCCUUACAAAAAUAUACGAGAUUUUCAAUAGUGGGACUAUUUAUUGCCGUUUUCUAUCAAAUUGCGCUUUGGGAAUUUGGACUUGAAGAUUAUAUUCAACAUGCACCUCGAACGAAUCUUAUCAGUGCGAAUAAGGAAGGAAUAUUUAGUUUUUGGGGAUAUUUAUCAAUAUUUUUAUUUGCGUUAGACAUAGGGCAUUAUAUUUUACCAUUAGAUCCAUAUUAUACACUUAGACCAAAUCGUCAAACAAAAAAACCAAAACCAAAAAAAUUAGUAAUGAUAUUAUUCUCUUGGUCAAUACUAUUUUGGUUAGGUUUCUUAAUUGUAACAUUAUGUAAUAUAAAAGUAUCAAGACAAAUGGCAAAUUUAAGUUAUGUAUUUUGGGUAGCUUCUUUUAAUAUAACGUAUCUUUCAUUAUUUCAAUCAGUUGAAUUGUAUUAUUUUAAAAAUUAUUGGAAAUCAUAUGAAAAGACCGUACCUAAUUUAGCUGAAGCUAUAAACUCUAACGGAUUACUCAUAUUUCUCGUGGCAAACCUUUUAACAGGAUUUAUUAAUCUUUCUAUAAGAACAAUUUAUACUUCAAGUUUAGUUGCCGAAAUUAUAAUUAUUGGAUAUAUGUUUAUAAUUAUUUCUUUUAGUAUAUUAUUAAAGAAACUUGGAUUGAGAUUAAAAUUAUAAAAGGGAAGAGUUGAUUUCUUUAAAUUUUUUUUUUUCUUCUUUCAUUUGUUUAUUUAUUUUAUUUUGUGUUUAAUUUUAAUUUUAUUUAUUGAGAGAAUAAAAAAUCACUUUUA
Molecule: messenger RNA, 1833 nt
Organism: Rhizophagus irregularis DAOM 181602=DAOM 197198
Lineage: Eukaryota; Fungi; Glomeromycota; Glomeromycetes; Glomerales; Glomeraceae
Source: RefSeq, a predicted model, not a curated record